AUGGCCAUGGACCCCAACCUCAACAGCCUCCUGAAAUGGAGCAUCAACCAACAAAACACCGACGCCAAUGCCACAGGUGUCGCGCCCACAGAAUCCGCCGCCCGCGGCCUCACACCCGAAAUGCUCUCGAGUCUUUUUGGCGGCCCCUCCGACGCGGACCUAAUGAAAGCGGCGAUGGCAGCGCUGCACUCCGACGAUGUCAAUCUCGAGAAUAAGAUGAUUGCGUUCGACAAUUUCGAGCAGAUGAUUGAGGGUAUUGAUAAUGCGAAUAAUAUGGAGCCGUUGGGGCUGUGGACGCCGUUGGUGCAGUUGCUUGAGCAUGAAGAGGCGGAUAUGAGACGGAUGUCGGCUUGGUGUAUCGGAACUGCGGUGCAGAAUAAUGAGAAGGCGCAGGAUAAGUUGAUUGUGUUGAACAUUUUCCCCAAGCUGGUCUCGAUAGCCACCUCCGAUCCCGCCCCCGCCGCUCGCAAGAAAGCUGUUUAUGCGAUUUCCUCCGCUGUCCGGAAUUACCAGCCUUCCAUGGACGAGCUCGUCAAGCACCUUCCCGAUGGAUACCCCCGUGGCGAGAAGGUCGAUGCUGGUGACAUGGAGGCUGUCGAUGCGAUCAUCGACAAGCUGCGGGCUCACCCAUGUGAACCUUCUGCAUGA
Messenger RNA from Aspergillus chevalieri, 648 nucleotides. It is a transcript of the gene fes1, whose product is annotated as Hsp70 nucleotide exchange factor FES1. The transcript is spliced from 2 exons. The coding region runs from base 1 to 648 and encodes 215 amino acids. The record is from RefSeq and is a predicted model, not a curated record. NCBI's taxonomy places the organism in Eukaryota, Fungi, Ascomycota, Eurotiomycetes, Eurotiales, Aspergillaceae.